AGAGUCAGUCGAGACACCUUUGACAGGCUGGUUGCAAAACUAGUAGAUAAUCCAAUUUUUACUUCAACUGGAACCAAACCACAGCAACAUGUGAAGUAUCAGCUUGGGUGUUUUCUUUUUCAUUAUGGGAUGCGUGGAUCUGACACUCUCCGAGUGGCAAAAGAGUUGGCAAUUGGACAUGGUUUUGUUUUCAAGUAUUGUUGUUGGGUUAGCAGAGCAUUCAGGGAACUAAAGGUCAAGUUCUUGGUGUUUCUGAAUGCCCCACAGAAGGAGAUCAUUUCAGACUACAUCAAGGAGACCUCAGGCUUUCCUGCUUGUAUUGGGAGUGCUGAUGGUUCUUUGAUUCGGUUUUCUGAUAUUCCA
Messenger RNA from Suillus paluster, 363 nucleotides. RefSeq lists its product as uncharacterized. The annotation marks the transcript as partial. The record is from RefSeq and is a predicted model, not a curated record. NCBI's taxonomy places the organism in Eukaryota, Fungi, Basidiomycota, Agaricomycetes, Boletales, Suillaceae. The transcript has a single exon.